UUUUUUUCAGGAUACGACCUGAUAGAGUGGCUGAUGGAGCGCCUCGGAGUCGAAGAAUCCGAGGCGCUAAAUAUAGCGAAUCAAUUGUGUCAGUACGGAUAUUUUUUUCCCGUUAGUGAUACAAAGAAUUUGACGGUGAGGGAUGAUAGCUCUCUAUACAGGUUUCAAUCCCCAUAUUAUUGGCCAUGGCAAAACAGACCGCCGGACAAUGUAGAGUACGCCAUCUAUUUAGCAAAAAGAACGCUUAGAAAUAAACAACGGCAUGGCUUGGAAGAUUACGAGUUGGAAACACUUGGAAGUUUAAGGAAGAAUUUGGCUAAUAAAUGGGAUUUUAUCACCAUGCAAGCGGAGGAGCAGGUUAAAUUGGCGAAAGUGUUAAAGAAAGGAGAUAAAAUUGUUAGUGAUUCCCAAGAGAGAGCGUACUGGCGUAUACAUCGACCUCCACCUGGAAUGGUGAGUUCCUUGGAGCAAUGCCCCGUGCCCAAUAGAUGUAGGAAUGGAUCGAGAGUGCGAAAAAGGACCAUUGAGGAUUGCAAAAGAGAGGUUGAGUUGCUCAAGAAUAGUUUACUAAGGACGCGAGUGAAAGUAUCGCAAGCCCUAGAGAGUAUGAUGCAACACGUUGAGACAUAUGCUGAAUACGAUCCUUUGAUUGUAAACACGCAACCCUCGAAUCCUUGGGUGAGCGAAGAUCUAACGUACUGGCAACUCAACAGUCCUUUAGUUGAAAUACCAACGGAAAAGCGUGUUAGAAGGUGGGGUUUAUCAAUGGAGGAAUUAGUAUCGGAUCCAACAGGUAUCCAGGAGUUCACGAAUUAUCUUAGAAAGGAAUACAGUCACGAAAACAUACGGUUUUGGAUGGCGGUCAAUGAUCUGCGCCGUUCCUCUCAGUCUCAAAUACAACGAAAAGUUAGCGAAAUUUUUGAUGAGUUUUUGGCACCUGGCGCUCCUUGCGAAAUUAAUAUCGACGGAAAAACAAUGGAGAAGGUACACCAGGAGAUGAAAUCUCCCAGUAGAUUUACGUUUGAUGCGGCUCAAGAACACGUUUACACUUUAUUAUUGAAGAAAGAUUGUUAUCCGAGGUUUAUUAGAUCGGAGUAUUAUAAAAGCCUUCUUGCUUCUGGUAUUCAACCUUCUCAAAAGAAACGGUUUUUCGGGUUUGGUCCGACGAAAAAGAAAGCAUCGACCAGUAGCGCACCAAAUCCUUCUCUCCUGCAACAGCAAGCACCUCCAACUACCAUCGUCGGCUGUGGCGCUCUUUCAAAACGCAGGGGAAGCGAUCGAAGCUUGUCGGGAUCGGCACACGAAUUGGCUAUUUCCGGCGUAAGGGACACGCGCGUGCCGCACUCGCACUCUCAAAGUAAUCUCAGCGAUAUUCCAUACAGGGGUGACCUACCAAGCCAGUCUAAGGGCUCGAGCGCACCACUACCAAGUCCGGCGGAAGUUAACGACGAAUACGGAGGAACCGAUCCGGAAUCUUCGUGUAGGAUUAAGAAGCCGCCGAGUGUAGCGGUCGUGGCGAGCGUUUCGACGUCGGAAGACGUGUGCCCUUGGGAAGUGACACCGGAACCACAUUCUAGAAAGAAUUCGUCGCAAAUGGAUUCGUGUAGUUCCUCAUCGGAUAUAAGUGCGGUCGUAACUGAGGUGUCCGAUCGAUUCCGACGCACGUGUGGAAUUACUCAGCAGAGUACAUUGGAUGGUGGCCAGUCAAGUAGAAAGCUGUCGACAGUUUCUUUCGUAGAACAACGUCGUGCAUCCGUUUCGGUGCCAAUAAGGCAUUCCGACAUCAGGCCUUCGGUGUCUUCCUUUGAGGAGAGCAGCCCUGCGGUUUUUGCCGCGCCAGUCUCCCUUGCAGUUGCUAGUGAUACGGACAAUAAAACCGAGGAAUUUACUUCCACUAAAACUUUCAAAAAGAGUUGUAGUCUUACGAAAACUUGCUCCGUUACCGGCGCGAACGCUCCCAUUAUAAGUGUAAGUUCAGUGACAGACGAUACAGUGGCAGAUUCGAUUGAGCACAAAGAAGACGACGAGGCAGAGUCAAGUCUCAGUCUCCCGUUGGCUCCUCUUGCCGAACCGGACGCCGAAUCGGCAAGUAGCGAUACACCGUUGGAAACCGAAUCCCGUCCAGAACCCGAGGCAAAGAGUAACGAUGUGUGCCCGUGGGAAGACGAGGAGACAUGCAAAGUGGACGCUCCUUUUGUCAAGACAUAUGCAACUCUUGGUUAUCUUUAAUACAUCCUGCUACCGCAUUCCUCACUUCAGUUAUUUGCUCACUACUAUAAUCGAUCGACUUUUGAAGUUCGACCAAGUUUUUGGCGGCGGGUACGUUUCCGAUGCUACACGAAAUUCAAAAUUAGAAUUUUGUCGCGGCGGCCCCGGGCGCAAAUGCGACCUGCAUGUUACAUGCGCGGAAAGGAUGAGCAAUCGUCGAGACUAGAUCGAAUAUCGGGAGCUUACUUGUGAGCCCUUUAAGUUUAUCCGAUGUCGAUUUCUUUCGCAAUUGUUUCUCCUCGACGACUUGUAAACUAUGCACAGUCGUAUAUAGUCAGAAUUUACACUGGGGUUACAAAAUUUAAAUGUUUUCUAUCUAUAUACACACGCAUUCAAUAUUGUCGAUAUAAUGAAUGUUAGCUUAGAACUUAAGAUCAAUUUAAUUGAAAAAAAUUCGUGGAAGGAUUAGUAUGCGGUGCAGCUUCUAAUCUUUUACUAAAAAAAAGUUGAUGUAUUUGCAUGUUAUGUCAUAUAAAUAUUAGUCGGUAAUACAGCUUCAAUAUUCUAUUGCACGUAUAACUAGCACACGCACAGUGUUUACGUAAUGUUUAUGUAA
This is a messenger RNA of Photinus pyralis (common eastern firefly), 2824 nucleotides long. RefSeq names its product regulator of G-protein signaling 9-like. The record is from RefSeq and is a predicted model, not a curated record. Lineage: Eukaryota; Metazoa; Arthropoda; Insecta; Coleoptera; Lampyridae. Gene Ontology annotation, biological process: G protein-coupled receptor signaling pathway; regulation of G protein-coupled receptor signaling pathway. The transcript has 11 exons. Bases 34 to 2229 code for a protein of 731 amino acids.